Molecule: messenger RNA, 1534 nt
Organism: Peromyscus maniculatus bairdii (prairie deer mouse)
Lineage: Eukaryota; Metazoa; Chordata; Mammalia; Rodentia; Cricetidae
Source: RefSeq, a predicted model, not a curated record
UAAGGUUAAUGGAAGCAGAAAAAUAUUGCAUACAAGACGCUCAUUUUGUUGUCUAGUUUGGUAACUGGCAAGUGUACAGACCAUCUACAAAGAGGUGAAUAGUUCUAAUCACAUAUUGAACAUCCAAGACAGCCUUAAGUUUCUGGUAUUACUAUUACCCCUAUUUUCUUUGAGGUAGGUGUUCUAGGCAAUGUCACAGAUAUUUGACCCUAAGGAGUUGGAUGCCAAAGUUAACUCAGCUAAAUUACUAUCUCUUAAGAAGUUUAGAAAAGUAAUCCAACUAAUUUUACUUACCAUACAUUAGUGAAUAAAUUUUUUAACAAUAUCUGUCAAUUCUCUCAUUCUCCAGGCAUCAAUCAAGUGUACUAUAAAGUAAUUAAAUUCUGAUAUGCAUUGUCUAGAAUAACACAGAACUUACUGGUUAAGAACUCAAUUCUUGGUAGCUCCGUGACGGGUUUGGCCUCGCAUGUGCCUCCCACCCAGCGCCGCCACGAUGCCCAAGAGGAAGGGAGUGGACGGAGCGGUGAAGGCAGAGCCCAAGCGGCGCUCGGCGAGGCUGUCGGCCAAGCCCGCCCCUGCCAAGGUGGACGCGAAGCGGAAGAAGGCCGCGGGAAAGGAUAAACCAUCAGACAAAAAAGUGCAAACAAAAGGGAAGAGGGGAGCAAAGGGCAAACAGGCGGAGGUGGCUGACCAGCAAACCACAGAUGUGCCUGCAGAAAAUGGAGAGGCUAAGAACCAGAGUCCAGCCUCUGAAGUCGAAGAGAAAGAAGCCAAGUCCAACUAACCAUCCAUCGUGUCUGUGUCCCCGCCUCCCUUCUUGUACAAUCCAGAGGAAUAUUUUUAUCAACUAUUUUGUAAAUGCGAGUUUUUUAGUAGCUCUAGAAACAUUUUGAAAAGGUGGGAGGAAGUCCCGCCUCAUCCCAUUUUUUAAGUGUAAAUGAUUUUUUUAAGAGGUUAAAUCACUUGCUGGUUGUUUAUUUUUUGGUACAACCAGAAAAUAGCAGGAUACUGAAUCAGGAGAGGCUGUGACUGUCUCGGGGGUCACCAUAACAUUCCGUAGAGGGGGCUAGUUUUAUAUCCUACAACACAAAGCAUACUUGGAGUCUUGGUCGUGCAUUUGUGUCUGGAAUAUUUUCAGUUAUUUCUGGUCUCUUGUUUCUAGUAGAACUGUAUCCUAAAAAAACCACUCCUUGGUCCUUGCCCUGUCAGAACUGUCUCUGGUCAUGGCAGUCCAUUUUCCUAACAAUUGUGAUAAUGUGCUGUGAAAGAUUGAAAUUUUGAAUAUGUACUGUAUGUGGCAUAAAAUUGUGAGUCAGUGGAAUUAAGGAUUGUGAGCAUUUGAUCGUUAUGUGAGGUCUUAGGGAAAACUUGCUAAGUUUAGGAUGGAACAUCACUGGAAUAAGUUCAAAGAGAAAGAAUAUGUGGCUCUUUUGGGUACGUGAACACAAUGUAUGACUCUUAGAGUUUGGGUCCAUGUUUUAAGAAUUGAAAUGUCUGUGUACUCAACCAAUAAAGUCUCAGUUGUGAAAGAGUA